CGCCAUGGAGCCGGAAUAGGAAGGGAGCGCGCCCACCGGUCCUCGGCCGGCGCCCAGGCCCGGAAGGAAUCCAGGAGGCCUCCGCGGAGAUGUUUGCCAGGACUGAUUCAGCUGAUGUAAUACCUGCUCUUUCCUACUCAAGAGGCUGGUUUAAUUGAUUUAUUUUCCCCGUAAGCGUGGAAGUUAGAAAGUCAGAGUUUCUUACAAUAAGACGUAACAGUUUGAGUUUUCCAGGACUGUCGCCGCUUGACUUUGGUCAUUCACCAUGCAGAGCCGACAAGGAUACUGCAGCUACUGCUGCGUGCGCUAUAAUAGCCUGGAACAGCACAUGGCCAGUCCCCAGCACAGAUACUUGACCACCCAGAAUCGACAGAGGAUGGGCACCACGAGCCUGAUGGAGCGUUUCCUGCAGGACGUGCUCCGGCACCAUCCAUAUCAUUCUCAAGAAAACAGAUCAACCCAACAUGAGAGGCUUCUUAUGAAUACUGCGCCACCUCCUGAAGUGGUUCCUGUUGAUGAUUCUGUUUCUGAAGAAGCGACUGAGGAUGCCGCUGGCGUAAAAGGAGAGAGCUCCAGCAAGGGUUCUGAACCUAGUAAAGAGUUACAUGCUAGACCCGGCAAAUCUCAGGAAUGUAUACAGGGUGUUUCAGUAAGACCAUCAGUUAUUCAAAAACUGGAGAAGGGACAGCAGCAACCCUUGGGUUUCAUUCAGAAAAUUGGGAGUGGCAUGAAAGAAUUUAACCCAGUUGGUAUUGGUCAAGCUACACAUACUAGACCAAGCUUAAUAUGUCCGUCAGUGAUUUCUAGUGCUCCUGCUAGUUGUUUAGCUGGAAGUUCCUUUGACAGACCAGUUACAACUAAAACAACUAAGUUAGCAGCAGCAGCCAGUUCAGAUUCAGUCAGAAAAUGUGACCCGAACAAAGUUGACAGAUACCUUGAACAGCCAGACAGGGGCUCUAGAAAUCCUGUGCUGUCAUCCAAUCUAGAAACUUCAGUUUCGUAUAAGAAACCUAAAGAACCAAAUAGGAAAUCUUUAGGUACAAAUUCAGAUAAAUUGAUUAUACAGGAAGCUGUAAAAUCUCCGCGUAAAGCUUUGUCAGCUGGCGCUAAAGUCCGUGAAUUUAUGGGUAGUGAAGGCUCCUUAAAGUCUGAAUCUCUUUCCAAAUUAGCUGUCAACCAAGCAAUCAGCCUGAAUAAAAGUGGCAUGCCUUCUAAUAAGGGAACCUUUGAAGAUGCUACAGCAAAGCACCGUGAGAAAUUCCUUUCUGGUAUGGAUCAUACCCAAGAGGAAAAGCAUUUGGUUUUUAAUAAGUCAGCCUUUUUAGAACAGAAGAGCUCAGUGAUUUCUGCAGUGAAAUUUGCUCGUGGAUCUCUUCAGCCAGCGUCUGAUCAACCCGAAGAGACUGCACAAGACCUUUGGAAGGAGGAGCAAAUUGACCAAGAAGAUAAAAACUAUGAUUCGAGAGCUUCUGAAAUGAGUUUUGACUGCAGUUCCCCUCAUUCACUGACUGAUGAAUCUAAGGUGACUGCCAAAGAAGUAGACCUUUCAAAGGAAGCGUACGCAGAUUUGCAGUGUAAGAGUAAGACAUCUUUCAUUUCUGUGGUGAGUUCGGAUCGUGAUGGCUCUCUUCCCUUGGCUACUAACCGAACUCAAGUAAUCGUUAAAGGUGUAAGUGCUCAGAAGGCAAAGCCUAUUAGCCUGGUUGAUGAAAGCUAUGAAUCUAGUGAUUCUGAGAUUAAUUUUGAAUGUGAUGCCUUACUUCAAUCAACUGAUGACUACCCCCGGCAACCUGGAAAAGAAGGAAACCUUCCUAAGGAGGAACACAUUGACUUGGUUGAUAAGAACUAUGGAUCUAGUAGCUCCGAAGUAAGCACUGAUUCUCCAUUUCCUCUUCAAUCAGUAGGUGACCAACUCCCAGUGGCUGUCACAGAAGCAAAACUUGAGAAGGUUCACAUUGGCUUGGUUGAUAAGAACUAUGGUUCAAGUUGUUCAGACACAAGUAUUGAUAACGAUGCUUCUCCUCAGUCUGUAGUUGAGCAUCCUCACCUGGUUGUCAAAGAAAGAAACGUAAAGGAUAGACAAGUCUACCUGAAAGAUAAUAACCUUAAAUCCAGCAGUGCUAAAGGCCAUCUUGAUUAUGCUGUCUCCCUUGAGACAGUGACUGAUGAAUCUCAGAGGGCUGUUGAAGACAUACCCCUUCUGGAAGAGAAGAAUGAACCUGUGGAUAUGAACUAUGAUUCUCAUGGUUCUGAAAUGAGUUUUCACACUGAUGCUCGACUGGUGGCUGGCCAGUCUGGAGUAAUAGUUAAAAAAGUGAACGCUCGAGAAGUAGCUCUUGACCUGGAGGAUAAGAGUGUUAAAUCUAGCAAUUCUGAUCAAAGUUCUGAUUCUCGUGCUUCUCUUUAUCAGUCACCUAGUGAUCAGCGUGAAAUAAGUCUGAAAGAGUUAAAUGUUGACAUGGAAGUUAAGAGCUAUGGGUGCUCCAGUUCUGAGCUGACUUUUGAAUCUGAUCCCCCUGCUAUGUCGGGUACUGAACAUUCUGAGAUGGACAUGGAAGAAAUAAGAAAGAGGCACAUUAACUUGGAAGGUGAGCACUCUGGGUCAAAUAGUUCUGCAAUAACUUUUGACUCUGAUAUUCUUCUUCGCUCAGGAGUUGACCAGCCUCAAGUAGCUAUUUAUGUGGAAGAACCGAGUCAUCUGGAAAAUCAGACUAAUAAAUCUUGUGUUGCUGAAGUAACUUUUGAUUCUGAUAUACCUGUUCAUUCGGGGACUAAUCAACCUGAACUGGCUGCUAAAGACAUCAUCAUUCAGAAAGAAGAAUAUAUACACUUAGGGAGGAAGAAUGAUGAACCCAGUGGUUCUGAAAUAAGUUUGGAUUUUUAUGUCCCUUCUCAUUCAGCGACUGACCCUCCUGAAGUAGCUAUGGAAAAGCUAAAUCUUCAAAAAGAAGAGCAGAUAUACUUAGAAAAUAAGGACAAUGAGCCUAGUGGUUCCGAAUUAAGUUUGAAUUAUGGUAUUUUUCAUUCAAUGACUGGACAUUCUAACAAUCCCCUUAAAGAAAUGAAUCUUCAGGAAGAGCGCAUACACUUGGGAAGUAAAGGUAAUGGGCCUAGUGUUUCUGAAAUCAGUUUGAAAUCUGACCUUUCUUACCGUUUAAUGACUGAUCAUCCUAACAUAGCUGUUAAAGAAAUAAGCCAUCAGAAGGAACACAUGUACUUACAAGAUAAGGAUAAUGCAUUAAGCGUUUAUGAAACGAGUUUGGAUCCUGGUGUCCAUCUUCAUCAGUCAGUGACUCACAAGCCUGAAACCGCUGUUAAAGAAAUGUGGCUCCAAAAAGAAAGGCAUGCUAAAUUCAAAAGUAAAAGUCCUAAAUUUAGUAGUUCUGCGACAGGUUCUGACAUCCCUCAUUAUUUAGUGACUGAACCUCAGAUAGCGGUCAAAGAAAUCAAUGUUCAGAAAGAACAUGUUCUAGAAAAAAAGAGUGAUAAAUACAGCAGUUCUGGAAUAAUGUUUGGUUCUCAUGUCCUUCCUCACUUAAUGACUGAAACGCCUCACAUUGCUGUUUUGAAGGAGGACCGUGUUGUCCUAGAAGGUCAGAGUACUGGAGCUAGAGGUUUUGCAGUAAAUUUGGAUACUGGUGCCCCUCUUCAUUCAGUCAUUGGCCAUCCUCAGCUAACCCGCCUGAAGGAACAAAAUGUUCAUCUGGAAGAUAAAAACCGUGAAUCUAGUCAUUGUAAGAUAAGAUAUGAUUGUGGUGACCCUCAUCCGCUAUUGACUGGACAAUUUAGGGAAGUGGUUAAGAAAACAAACCUGAGGAAGGAAGGGAAAGUUGUAAUGAAAAAUAAAAAGGUUCAAACUAAAGGUUCUAAAUUAAUACGCUCUUCUGGUAUUUCUCUUCAGUCUGUGGCUGAUAAACCUGAAGGGGCUAUUAAACGAGUAAACCCGGAGAAUGAAGGUCAUGUGAACGUGGAAGAUAAGAGCAGCCAAUGUAGUGGUUCUGAAGUGAGUUUGGAUUCUGAUUUCUUGGUUGAGUCAAUAAUUGAUCAACCUCAAGUAACUGUUUCAGAUCAGGACCAUACUGAGCUAGUAGAAGAUAAGCAUAGUCAAUCUGGUGGUUCUGAAAUGAGUUUUGAUUCUGAGGAUCCUCUUCAGUCGGUGGCUGAGCAGGUUAGAGAAACUGUUAAAGAAAUAGCCCUUUGGAAGGAUGAAGUUGAUGUGGAAGAUAAGAGGGAUGAAGCUGAUGUGGAAGAUAAGAGGGAUGAAGCUGAUGUGGAAGAUAAGAGGGAUGAACCCAAGGGUUUUGAAAUGAUGUAUGAUUCUAAUGUCCUUUAUCAGUCAGUGGCUGCCCAAACUGAAGAAGUCGUUAAGGGGAUGAAGCUUUGGAAGGAGCGCGUUGACAUGCAAGGGAAGAUUGUGGAACCUAGUGAUCCUAAAAUAAAUUUUGAUUCUAAUGAACCUCCUCAGUCUGUGCCUAAUGAAAUUCAAGAUGCUAUUGCAGAAAUAAAUCUUCUGAGGGAAGGACAUGUUUGCCUGGCUGAUAAGGACUAUGAACCCAAUGGUUCUGAAAUAAUUUAUGUUUCAAAUGUCCCUCUUGAAUCAGUGGUUGAGCAACCACAACUUUUGGAAGGGGAACAUGCCAGUUUGGAAGAUAAAAGCACUAUCGCUUGUCCUGAAAUAACUUUCAUUUCUGAUGAUCAUCUUCAGUCAGUGGCUGACCAACUUCAAAAAUCUGUUAAAGAAGUCGGUCUUUGGAAGGAAGACCAUAUUUACCUUGAAGAUAAGAGCUACAAACUAGGUGACUUCGAGUUAGAAGUUGACCAGUCUGAUGUGGUGUGCAAAGAAAUAGAUCUUCCAAAAGAAGGGCAUCUUGGCAUGGAAGUAAAGACCAGUGAACCUAGUGAUUCGGAAUUAAUGUGUGAUUCUGAUGUCCCUCUUGAAAUAGUGGUUAAUGAACUUCAAGUGUCAGUUAAAGAAGCAAAUCUUCGAAAGAUGCUCUUUGUGGACCUGGUGACUAGUGAUAGUGAUUGUGAAGUGAUUGCAGAGUCUGAUAUGCCUUUUCAGCCAGUGAUUGACUCACCUCACAUGACUGUCAAAGACAUCAAUUGUAUAAAUACGGAAGGCUAUGAUCUAGAAGGUGAAUGCUGUGACUCUUGUGGUUCUGAAAUAGGAUAUGUUUGUGAAGCCUCUCCGCAGUCACUGGCAAACCAGUGCAAAGAGACUUUCAAAGUGGUAAACCAGAAGAAAGACUAUAUCAUUCUGCAGGAGUCAAGCUGUGAGUCUUACGGUUCUGAAAUAAAUUUUCAAAUCGACCCCCCAGAUCGGUCUGUGACUUACUCGUCACAAGAAUCCGAUAAAGAAAUGGUGAAAAUUAUUGACUCAGAAGAGAAGAGUUGUGAAUCGGAUAGUCCUAAAACAGAUUUUAAAUGGGAAGACGAUGCUGAGCCAAUGGCUGAGCAGCUCCAGGAAGAAGACAAAGGAAUCAACGUUCGUCAAAGGAAAGGUCUAGAAACCAUUGGCCGAAAAGAAAAGCACCGUGAAGCUACUGUUUCUGCAGUGCGUUGUAGUGCCUCUUCUGGGUCAGCAGUCCAUCAGAGGGCUAGCAAGGGAAAGAUUUUGAAGUUAAAACAUGCAGAUCCAGAAAGUAUGAGCUGUGAACCAUGUGGUUCUGGAAUGAGUUUCCAGUGCUCUCUUCAGUCUGACGCUGACCAGCCUCAAGAAGCCAUUAAUAAAACAGGACUCUACAAGAAGAUGUCUCUGGACCCAGAGGAAACAAACCGUGAUUCCCACCCAACCUCUAUUUUCAUAGUUGAUCCUGCCAGGAACCUGGAAAAGGUAAAGGAGGUCAUAGAAGACGAUCCUGAUGAACCUGUCCUUGAAGCCUUGCCUCAUGUCCCUCCUUCAUUUGUGGGGAAAACGUGGUCUCAGAUAAUGAGAGAAGAUGACAUGAAAAUUAAUGCUCUUGUGAAAGAAUUUAAGGAAGGUCGUUUCCACUGUUACUUUGAUGAUGACGGUGAGACCAGGAAGAUAAAAAAAAAAAAUUUGAAUGAAGAAAAAAAGAUUACCUGGACUGACGCGAGUCAGGACACUACCGCAAUUCAAGCUCUUUCAGAUUGUGAUGAUAAUGCAGGUGGCGUUUCAGAUACUGAUGACUUUCCAGUGGCCUUAGAUAAAUCUAGCCAUCAUUCUACAGUCAAGAGGCCUUAUUAUGAACAGUCAUGGCGACUGGCUGCUCGAUGUCAGGCUGUAAAAGUCAGCCAUGGAACUCAAACCAAUUUCUCAAAUCAGUCAGACGCACAAGACAGUGGACAGGAGGAUGACUCGACAGGGAAGCGUUCGCUUCAACAGGACAAAAAAACAAAAAAGAAAGUGAAAAUUGGAGCACAUGAAUAUCCUGAAACAUGUACUAAAGUUCUGAAGCCUUUGCAACCCAAUGCCUUAGUCUACGUUAUUUCUUCAAACAUGAAAUUUCAGGACAGUGAAACUGCCAACUUCGCUAAAAAAUACCGCACCCCCAGAAGUCGGGAUGUUAGCAUAGAGUACAAAUACAAACGGAGCUCCUUUAAUUACUAUGACCCACUGAGUAAGGAAAUCGUAAUUGAUCCUCCUCUGAGCAUAGAUGACCCUGACAGAGUUAACUGGCUUCAAGCUAGUCUCAGCGACCUGAGCUCCAGUUCAGGCGAUGAAGACGCUGAAGACUGUGACCCCACAUCCGUUUUGACCAUAAGAGACGAAUUGCUGGCCUAUCCGGGGGCCCCUGUUUCACCUGAGCGAGUGCCACGGCCGGGGACUUCGGGGACCUCACGGCCGGGGACUUCCGGGACCUCACGGCCGGGGACUUCGGGGACCUCACUGCCGGGGACUUCGGGGACCUCACGGCCGGGGACUUCAGGGACUUCGAGCGCUAGCGCGGGCUCAGCUCCAAAGGAAAGUAAUUUCCAGUUAACGGUGGUCCCCAGCGACGCCGCCGGGACCUCUUCGGAAGCAGGUACCGGGAAGUUCUCCGAAGGUAAAAAGAAAAUUCAGAGGAGGGUGACAACGAAUGACGACAAGCCAGACUUCCCCACGAAGGUUUACAAGCCGACGAGUCUGCAGGCACAGCCCAGGAUCGCUUCCGAAAGACGGCCAAUUUGGAUUCGGACCAAAGUAAACGAUAUCAUUCGAAAGUAUCUUUCAAAAUACUCUUUCCUGCGUCGCAAGUAUCAGUCCCGGAGCGCCUUUCUCCGACUGCAUCUUAACCAGAAGAAAUGCGACCCCCCCAAGGCGAAGGCGAAGGCGGCGGCGAGGAGCACCACCCACAUGGUUCUGAGGUCGUCGGUUCCGCCGGUGCCCGCGGAUCCUCCGGUGCCCUCGGAUCCGCCGGUGCCCGCGCAAUCGCCGGUUCCUCCGGUCCCGCGGCUUCCCCCGGCCCCGCGGCUUCCCCCGGCCCCCCCGGGUCCCUCGGUCCCGCGAGCUCCGCCGGUGGCGGCGGCGGCGGCGGCGGCGGCCGAGGGACGGUCCCUCACGGCCCCCGGCUCCGGCCCCAAGCCGCCGGGGCCGCGGGGUCCCGGCCGGAGGAGGAAUGGUAAGAAACGCUCUCGGAAGAAGAGAAGACGACGACUCUCCCGACCCGUGAAGAUCUACGCUUUGAGAAGCCUGUAUUCCCAGGUGCCCUACUCCGACCGGAUGAGGACUCGGCUGUCAAGCAAGCGGGAGGCCAACGAGACCCCCUAG
Molecule: messenger RNA, 7711 nt
Organism: Neogale vison (American mink)
Lineage: Eukaryota; Metazoa; Chordata; Mammalia; Carnivora; Mustelidae
Gene: ZDBF2
Product: zinc finger DBF-type containing 2
Exons: 7
Coding region: 266-7711 (2481 amino acids)
Biological process (GO): epigenetic programming of gene expression; genomic imprinting
Molecular function (GO): nucleic acid binding; zinc ion binding
Source: RefSeq, a predicted model, not a curated record